GGUCUGUGGCGAACAAUCUUUUUGAUGAUCAGUUGCCUAAAAGCUUUCGGUACUUGAAAAAGUUGAAGGCUUUCAAUAUUGGAGGAAAUGCUUUCAACAAGAGCAUCCCCAGAUAUAUUUUCGGGUGGUACAAACUUCAAAGAUUGGUACUGAUGGGAAACAAUUUUGAAGGGCAUUUACCAAAUAAAAGCUUAGGAUUGCCAAAGAUGACUUACCUGUCCAUAAACAACUUACCUGGAGGAAAGACAGUUGUUUUGUUUCCCGAUAUUCACAAUAUGGUGUCUCUGUAUUUCUUGACAUUGAGGAAUUGUUCACUCACUGGUCGAAUUCCUGAUUAUAUCUGGCGGUUCACAAACCUGCUUUACCUGGACUUGAGUUUCAAUAAUUUGACGGGGAUAAUUCCACCAGACUUGAACCAGUUCCAGCCACAGUUCGUCUUUCUUAGAAGUAACAAACUCAAUGGGACAGUACCUGGAUGGCUGACGAAUUUGAGUUACUCUGACUCAUAUGUGGAUGUUUCUGAAAAUUCUUUUACAAAUGUGACCUUGAGUAACGACUAUAUAGCUUCAAAUCUGAACUUGUUCGAAUGCCGCUCUCAAUAUAGUGAUACGAGAUCGAAAUGGCAACAAGCUGGCUACCACUGUGACAAUGACACACAAAUUUAUGAUCAUUUGUACAUUAAUUGUGGGGGAAAUGCAACAUCAGUAGAUGGCCAUGAUUAUGAAGCCGAUACGCAAUCAGAUGGUGGAUCAACUUUCUUUCUGAGUACAAAUAAGACUUGGGCUUAUAGUAGUAUGGGAACGUUCCUUGGAACAGAUGACGAUGAAUUCAUUCUAGAUAAAACAUGCAAUAUAUCCAACACUGAUGUAUCUUUGUACUCAAAUGCGCGCAUAGCUCCAAUAUCGUUGAAAUAUUAUGGAUUUUGUUUGAAAAAUGACACCUACACGGUUAAACUUCACUUUGCUGAAAUAGGAUGGGAUACAAAUGGAUCUUCUACAAUCGGGAAGAGGGUUUUUGAUGUGGAUGUUCAGGGCGGCCAGUAUUACCUGGGAGAUUUUGAUAUACAAAAAGAGGCAGGAGAUGUCAAUAAGGUGAUAACCAAGGAGUGCAAUGUAUCUGUAACUGACUCAAGACUGGAGAUUCAUUUAUAUUGGGCUGGGAAAGGUUCAACUUACACCCCAACAAAAUACUAUGGUCCCUCAAUAUCAGCUAUUUCCGUGUAUCCUGUUCCUAGGGAACCAGAAAGGAACAAGAAAUUUCCUCCGGCUGCUAUUGCCGCGAUAGUUGGAGCUGCGCUGGUUUUUGGCAUAUUAAUCUUAGUCAGGAUUCGUCAUAGAAAGCUCAAGGAUGGAGGCUUGGAGGUACAUCCCGGAGUGGUCUUCGACUUCAAAAAAUUAAAGGCUGCCACCAAUAGUUUUGCUCUUGAUAACAAGAUAGAUGGAGUCGGAAAUGUCUACAAGGGUGAACUCGAUGGGAUUCAAAUAGCAGUCAAGCAGCUUUCAGCGAAGUCAGAAGAAGGGGCCCACGAAUUUGUAACCGCAAUUGGUACAAUUUCUGCACUAAAACAUCCAAAUCUUGCAACGCUAAUGGGAUCCUGUACCGAGCAAAACCAACUCCUACUUGUCUACAAGUACAUGGAAAAAGUCUCCCUUCAACAUGCUUUAUUUGGUCCAGCAGAAGCCAAAUUAGAACUAAACUGGGAAACAAGGGCUAAGAUUUGCCUUGGGGUGGCAAAAGGUUUGGCUUGUCUUCAUGAGUCCAAACUGCAAGUCAUACAUUGCAACAUCAAACCAACAAACAUACUUCUUGAUAAGGAUUUUACCGUGAAGAUAUCCGACUUCGGAUACUCCCAAUUUCAUGAUUCUCAGCUUGUCGGUGCCCCGCUCAAUAAAGGCAAAACUGCCCUUGGUAGUCAUGAUUCUCAGCAUGUUGAUGCCCCGCUUGUUAAAGACAAAACUGCUCUUGGUAGUUUGCCAAAACCAAAAAUAACGGGGCAUAUGGCACCUGAGCAGAUACAAGGCAUCCCCUUAACACCUAAAGCGGAUGUUUAUAGCUUUGGAAUUAUCACACUUGAAGUUGUUAGCGGACAGGAAUUUUGCACAUUGAGGUCAAAGGAUUCAAAUGACUACCUCCUGAAUAAGGCUUAUAAACACCAGGAGGAGGGGAAUCUUAUAGCUUUAGUUGAUCCAGAUCUGAAAUCAAACUAUAAACCCGAUGAAGCACUUAGAAUGCUAUGUUUAGCAAUGAAAUGUGUGAACCAAAGCUUCGAUCUCAGGCCUACCAUGUCAUCUGUGGUUAAAAUUCUUGAAGGCAAUGAGAAAUUUGACAUCAGCUCUGCCUCAAAACCUCGGUCUACUCAUUCUGGGAGUACUUCUCAUGGGGAAACUUCAAAUACAACUAUUUCUCCAUCUACCGGCAAUGAAAUUGAUGAUUCUCAACGUCACUGAUUAAUGUUUUGGGAUCAGAAACCAUUGAGAUGGAAUAUGAUAUUGUUCUUUCACUAUUUUGUGGAUGCUUACAGAUGCCCCUUUCUGUGUGUGAAUAUGUAUUCUGCAAAAACAUAUUUUUGGUUUAUGUAUGGUGUAUCAACUGCUAUUUCAAAUUUCAA
Molecule: messenger RNA, 2608 nt
Organism: Coffea eugenioides
Lineage: Eukaryota; Viridiplantae; Streptophyta; Magnoliopsida; Gentianales; Rubiaceae
Product: probable LRR receptor-like serine/threonine-protein kinase At1g53430
Exons: 18
Coding region: 153-2447 (764 amino acids)
Biological process (GO): protein phosphorylation
Molecular function (GO): protein binding; protein kinase activity; ATP binding
Source: RefSeq, a predicted model, not a curated record